Molecule: messenger RNA, 1400 nt
Organism: Cotesia glomerata
Lineage: Eukaryota; Metazoa; Arthropoda; Insecta; Hymenoptera; Braconidae
Exons: 4
Coding region: 698-1342 (214 amino acids)
Source: RefSeq, a predicted model, not a curated record
AAUUCUAUUUAAUACACAAUGCUUCUGUAACAGCCACGCAUAAUAUCGAUUUGAUCAGCAGGAUAUCCAGUUACUCGAUCCAAUUAUUAAUAAAAAACAAACUCAAAAAUAAUGAAAGAAAUAAUGGGCGAAUAGUGUUUUAAUAACAAAGAAUGAGGAGUAAGAGGCGGGGAACGAGGAGCGGAAAAAGAUUUGUCCGAUCCGAACGCAGCCCGGCUAUCAUCGGAUAUAUCUUGCAAUUAGUCCCCUUGUUUAAAUAAAACAACCGUACAAAUGUAUUUAUCUACGGCUUUCAUGGCUAGCGUGCAGCAGAUUGUGAUAAUAGUGCUUGAAGCGAAACUUGGAACGUUAAAAAAUUCAAUAACAACAUGCUCGAAAAUGUUUUCACAAAUUUACACCUACAUGUGAUUGUGGUUACUGUUUGUAAUUUAAAGUUUCAUAUGGAAAUCACAACUCAGUUGUGUUAUUUUAUAAAUAUGGGCAUAAAAUAUUGAUUGAGUCGGCAGUUGCUGUUCGACAGUUGAUGGUUAAUGGUAAUGGUUGAUAGUGAAAAAUAAAAUUCAUUUAUGUUGACUCUGAACGCCGAACGCUGUUAGGAUCUCUGGAUUCUGGAUAUAUGAACAAAAGUAACCAUUUUAAUUGGUAUUGAAUGCGGUUUUGAAUUUCACUCAUAUAUUGUUUGUAAAUACGGAUCCGAAUGAUUGCGAUUCUGCAAUUGUUAUUGUUCAGUGAACUCCUAUCUAUUUCCCAAAUAGAUGUUUAUUGCCUGGAAGAGGCGGUGGAUGUCCAACCAAUGCCGUCUCCGUUAUUAAAUUCCGCCCAAAGCCAAAAGAGUCUUGACAGCGAUGGGAGACGUUAUUUUGAAAACAGAAAUGAUUUUCCGGGGUUUGCAGCUCAGGCUAUUACUGAAGAAACUGAUGUCUUUAAUGGACAGCUCAAUACUAAUGUCAACAUGAAUUCUAACACCAGGGUCCCGUGGAUUAAACAAAAGGGGAGAAAUAAGCUGAGAAGAAGGCGAGGAGGGUUUAGAAAAAGGCGACUCAUGAACGAUGCAAAGAGGAAACAAGGCUUGAAGCAAAUGGUUCAGGUGGUUGUACCAAGGAGUGCAUUGUCUCAGUCUUCUGUUACUUUUGAUACCAAUGCAGUCAAAGAUAACGGAAGACGGACCAAAACGAAAUGCCCUGACAGCAGCGAAGAAGAAGAUCUAGACACGGAUUCACCGAACGAGUGUAACUGUAACAUUGGCAGUAAAAUUUUACGACAGAUAAGACAGCUAAGGUACCAGUUGGACGUCAUGGAGAACCUCGUCUACGAUAAUUUAAGUUUUGACGACGAGUCUUGAUGUUAAAUCAUCAAUCAAUCUUAAAUAAAUAAACAAUCAUUGCUAUGAAUAAUAAUAA